Seminavis robusta is the source of this 1056-nucleotide messenger RNA. The record is from the annotation of a GenBank genome assembly. Lineage: Eukaryota; Bacillariophyta; Bacillariophyceae; Naviculales; Naviculaceae.
AUGUAUCACACCAUGAUAAAUGUAAUGAAGGACCCGGUCAAGAACCGUGGUCCGCUCUUCUUGAUCAUUUGGGCUGCUUGGGUGGUGGUUGGAUUCUUCUUUUAUUCCUAUGCUCCGAAAAUGAACCUGGGGUGGCGAAGAGGAUGGUAUAUGGCUAUCAAUAUUGGUUAUUCCAUUGGGUUCGGUGAACCUGGAGAGGACUAUGAUCCGUACCUCUGGUUUUCAACCAUCUAUGUGCUGAUUGGUUCCAGUUUCAUUGGAGUGGCUUUGAGUUUCUUUGCUGACAAAAUUGGAGAAGAUCACGACAAUUGGUUCACAAACUUGGUCCAGCAAAAGGCCUACGAAGAGAGUAUUCAAAACAGCAGGGACCCCUGGGUCCUCCUCAAAGCUAUUUAUGUGCAGUAUGAAGCAGUUAUCAGGGCCAUAACUGUAUGGGUCAUUUGGAUUGGAAUCAUGAUUGUUUACUCCCUCUGGGGUCUUGGUUGGUCCUAUGUCCAGGCUCAAUACUUUGCCAUUACAACACUCAGUACUGGAGGUCACUGGGGUUUGCCCAAGUAUGCUCCUGAUUGGAUGUGGCCCCUCACUGCUUUUAUGGCAAUGUUGGGUGUUCCAUUAAUGGGUGUGGCAAUGGCACAAUUGGCUACACUCAUGGUGGAUCAAGGUGACAUUGAAGUCACCAAGAAAGAGCUUGUGGAAGAUGUCACGGGCGAAGAGUUGCUCAUGUUGCGCAAGUUUGGACUCGAAAAUGGUGAUGGUGUGAUUGACAGCGCCGAAUACAUCAUUCUUUGUAUGGUCCGCAUGGGACAAGACCCCGCACUGAUUGAAUUCAUCUCAAAUCGAUUCAAGGAGUUGGAUGAUGAUGAUUCUGGAUAUUUGACCAUUGAAGAGAUCACAGGUGGCAAGUACUUUUUGAAAGAUGGGCAGAUUGUGUCCAAGGUGGGUGGUGUGCUAGGAAUCAAAGGCGUGAAGCAAUUCAGCAUGGCAAAUCUGAAUGUGCAAUUUAGCGACAGCGAGGAAGACGACAAAAAUGACGACAAAAAUGACCUUGAGGCAUAG